CAUUAUAGGCAUAAGCCAGAGCAGGGUGCAUCCUGUCUUGUUCAACUUCAUAUUGAUCUUGUGAUAUCCAAACGUGACACAUUGGCAUUGAUUAGGGGAUGUUUCGCACAUCAGUCAUGAUGCAAGUACUUUAUGGAUCUCCACUCCUAUUGCUGUUCAUUCUCAUGUCAGGAGGAUAUGCAGUGCCAAAAUCAGAGAGAGUGAUAGAGAAGACUCUAAGUGAUCAAGAUCACUUCAAGGCUGGAGAUCACAAUGUGGACUAUGAUCAUGAUGCAUUCUUGGGACAUGAUGAAGCAAGGGAAUUUGAGGACCUGUCACCUGAAGAAUCUAAGAAACGACUUGGAGAUCUGGUUGAAAAAAUUGAUAAGGACCAAGAUGGUUAUGUAACAAAAGAAGAACUGACUGAAUGGAUCAGAUAUACUCAGAGACGUUAUCUGGAUCAGGAUGUCAAUCGACAGUGGGAUGAAGCAAACAAGGAAAAGAAGGAGACCAUUGAUUUUGAUGCCUUUAAAAAGUUCUCUUAUGGCUUUCUUGAUGGCUUUCCAGAGAAUGAAAUUGAGUCAAGUGACCAUGAACUGUACAAGGACAUGAUGGCAAGGGACAAGAGACGUUGGGAAGUUGCAGACCAAGAUGGUGAUGGCUUGCUGAAUAAAAAGGAAUUCUAUGAUUUUGUUCAUCCUGAAGAGACUGUCCACAUGAGGGAUAUUGUAGUCAAAGAGACCAUGGAAGAUAUUGACAAGGACAAAGAUGGGAAGAUUUCCCUUGAAGAGUAUAUAGGUGAUAUGUAUCAUGGUGCUGAGGGAGAGCAGGAGCCUGACUGGGUACAAGCUGAGAGGAACCAGUUUGGUGAUAUACGUGACAAAAAUAAGGAUGGAUUCCUCGAUUUUGAGGAGGUGAAGCAGUGGAUCAUACCCCCUGACUAUGACCAUGCUGAAGCAGAAGCAGGACAUCUCAUUUAUGAAACUGAUGAGGACAAGGAUCGCAAAUUGACAAAAGAAGAAAUUCUUGAGCACUAUGAUAUCUUUGUUGGUUCUCAAGCUACAGAUUUUGGUGAAUACCUGGUUAGAGCCCAUGAUGAGUUUUGAAUCAGGGUCUCUCCAACUGACAAGCUAUUUAACCACUGCAAAUAUACAGUGGGUUCAUCUCUAGAAUCUCAGGGGCUUGGUGAGAUGACUACCAGUACUUUAUGUUCUGCAUUGAUUCUCUCUCUCCCCAGCAGCUCAUUGUCUUAUGAUCCUCUCCAUUGGUUGAGUGUGGAUCUGCUAUGAUUAUUUGAAUGCUUGUCCCUGGUCUCUGAUGUAUUGGCAAGUAUCAACCAUUUCUUGCAUUCUGCUUCAGUUGUCUGAGCUUCAUGUGCCUUGCUGUUGCUUGUCUUUCUAGAUGGCAUUUAACUCCUCGAAGAAUGAAUUGUGUGAAAUGUGAUCAAAUAAUUUUUACUACAUCAUUUUGAAGGAAGCAGCAUUUGAGAUUGCAUUGGAAAAGUUGUAAAAACUUUGCCAUCUCAGCAAUCUUCACGAAAGAGCCAAAUUCAACAGAUAUUGUAUUCUUCAGUAGGUAUCUUGGUGCUCUAAAUUUUGGCUGUUUUGUAGUUGCUGAACUAUCUGAGGCUGAAAAUCACCCUCAUAUAGUACUGUCUAGACCUAGUACAUUUGGAAAGUUCGUUAUUUCAUUGAACCAAAGGUAUAAAAAUGUUAGUUUUUUUAUCCUUCCACUGCAUAUCAUUGGUUGUUAUACUAUUUCUUUCAUAUCACUAAAGUGUUGCCUCCUUGUUAUAUUGCAACAGAAGGCAUACAAGGCAUUCUCCAUACCUGUCUUCCUAAAAAAUGGAAGUGAGUUUUUUUUUUUCAUUCAGGAG
Darwinula stevensoni is the source of this 1855-nucleotide messenger RNA. The record is from the annotation of a GenBank genome assembly. NCBI's taxonomy places the organism in Eukaryota, Metazoa, Arthropoda, Ostracoda, Podocopida, Darwinulidae.